Messenger RNA from Emiliania huxleyi CCMP1516, 1011 nucleotides. RefSeq lists its product as hypothetical. The record is from RefSeq and is a predicted model, not a curated record. The coding region runs from base 1 to 1011 and encodes 336 amino acids. The transcript is spliced from 8 exons. Gene Ontology annotation, molecular function: protein-cysteine S-palmitoyltransferase activity. Gene Ontology annotation, cellular component: endoplasmic reticulum; Golgi apparatus. Gene Ontology annotation, biological process: protein targeting to membrane; peptidyl-L-cysteine S-palmitoylation. NCBI's taxonomy places the organism in Eukaryota, Haptophyta, Isochrysidales, Noelaerhabdaceae.
AUGUCAACUGUGUUGAGGCGCGGGCGGGGGGUGGAGGGUGCGUAUGAGGCGGAGAUGAUGGAGGCGCUCGCCGCGUGCGGGGGCACGUGGAUCGGCGACCUGAUCGACCUCAUCCCGCCGCCGAUCCUGGCCGGCAUCGCGGUGUACCGAAUCGCGAUGACCAUCCCCGCGCCCAAGUGGGUGGACGCGAAACGCAAGGAGUUUCAGCGCGACAUGGGACAGUACCGCAAGGUAGCCUUCUUCCACUGCUGCCCGACCAUCUUCAUGCUGGUCGUCUGGCUGCUCGUCGUCUACAACUACUAUGCCAUCGUGCGCUGGUCCGACGCCUCGUGGCCGGUUGGCGUGAUGGUUACGGGGUACGGCCUCAUCGCGCUGCAGGUGGCGAGCUUCGACCGCGUGAUGCGCACGCACCCGGGCGUGCUGCCGGAGGAGUGGCGCGUCGAGGCGCACCGGGGCCACGCGCCCUUCUACAUCUGCCGCCGCACCGGCCGCAAGCUGCCUCCGCGCUGCUUCCACAUCAAGUCGCUGGGCCAGGACGUGCUCUUCCUGGACCACUUCUGCUUCUGGCUCAACAAGCCAAUCGGGCUGCGAAACCGAAAGUACUUUCUGCUCUUCCUCGGCUACUCCCUCCUCCUCACCGUCCUCGGCGUCCUCCUCGUCGCGUCCCUGCUGCACGGCGUCUACUUCAACCCGCACACCACCCUCCGGAUGCUCCUCCCCUUUGCUCCAGUCACGCACCCCGGCGUCAUGUACGGGUGCGUGGAUCUCUUGCUCCUAGGCGCCGACCCGCUCGACCCGCUCGGCGGACUCCGCUCGGCGUUCCGCCGGGCAACGUUUCUGCUGGUGGCAGACUUAGUCGCCCUCGUCUUCCUUGGCGGCUUUGCAGUCUCGGCGUGGGCGAUGGCCUUCAAAGGCCGUGUCUCGCUCAACCCGAACGAUGCGACGUAUGAUGUCGGCGCGAGGCUGAACUUGCAGCAGAUCUUCGGCAAGCCGCUCGGGGCCGACUUUUGA